Messenger RNA from Caenorhabditis bovis, 729 nucleotides. NCBI's taxonomy places the organism in Eukaryota, Metazoa, Nematoda, Chromadorea, Rhabditida, Rhabditidae. The record is from the annotation of a GenBank genome assembly.
AUGCGCGUGCCGCGAAGCGUGUCCGCAUAUGAUAACGCGUUGAUCAACUGCGACGAUGAGCGUCCGACGACAAUCCCGACGUCGUCAAGCUUCUCCGAAGACGUGCCCGAAGUUGAGAAGUCGCAAAUUCUUGAGGUGAAUAUUGGGCGCGAAGUCAGCGAGCCGAAUGGAAUGGCGUUCCGGAUGGUUGGCUCGCGAUCGCGCGGCAUCUUCAUCGCCUACGUCCAUCCGUCGUCGAUGCAAGCUUCUCUGCUUCGAAACGGCGACAGAAUUCUUAAAUGCAAUGGAAUUUCGAUUCGAGCAGUGUCUGUUGAUCAGGCCGCAAGUAUUUUACGAUAUUGGAUGAAUCACAGAAAUUCACUUCAAUUGUUAAUUGAGCGACGUGAAAACGGCGAAUCUGUUAUGAUUCGACGUCGACGACAAGAACGAAUCUCGAUGUGUCUUGACAAAAAAGAGCAAGAAAGACAUUGGAAUUUGAAUAUUGAGCCAAGUCGCGCAAUGCUUAAAAUGACAUCGUCGAAAUCAGCGGAAAUUUUGCGGAAUGAUUUUGAAGAUACACCACAUUACACCAAUCGAUACACCUUAUUCGACACAACCGAAAAAUCGGCUGUUUGUCCGCAAUGUAAUACACCAACUAAAGUGCUUUAUCUUCAUCAGUUUUCGCACGGGUUGAUCAACAACGCAUUUCGGCUUCUAACUUUAUCAAAAUCCAGUUACUCCCUUUUGUAA